UGUUCUCCGGUAAUUUUUCCACUUUCAAUCCCUGAAAAAGUCAAACCGAAAAAACCGAUCGUAUAAAAGGACUCAAACAUCUUAGCCUGCUCGUUAAACCCGUCAAUCUCCAACAUCCAUCCGAUUAUCGAAACUCGAACUUCCGCCGGCACAUAAUGGCAGAAGACCAACCCCAAUCGGCAAAACCCGAGACGACCCAAGACCCAGCAGAUGAGCUGCUGCUGCCCAUCUCGCUGUCCGACGUAACGCUACGGCCUCUAACGCUCGACGAUGUCGAUGACAUGAUGGUGUGGGCCAGUGACGGCAAGGUUGCAAGAUUCUGCAGGUGGGAACCGUACCAAUCCCUGGACGCUUUGGCCGACUACAUCAGAAACGUGGUCCUACCUCACCCAUGUUUCCGGGCAAUCUGCCUACGGUGCAGGCCGAUAGGGGAGAUAUCGGUGACUGAGAAUACGGGCGGUGACCGAUGCCGGGGGCAGCUGGGGUAUGUGCUGGUGUCCCGGUAUUGGGGCAAGGGGAUCGUCACCAAGGCCGUGGAGUUGGCGGUGGCGUUGGUCUUCCGAGAGCGGCCAGAGCUGGAGAGGGCGGAGGCACUGGUGGACGUGGACAACGUGGCGUCGCAGAGGGUGCUGGCGAAGGCUGGGUUCACCCGGGAGGGCGUGCUCAGGAAGAAUUGUGUGCUCAAGGGCAGGACCCGCGACAUGGUGAUGUUCAGCCUCUUAUCCACUGAGCAACUCCAACAACUGUUGCAUUGCCAUUGGGUAUUGUAAACGACAUACAUAUAGAUGUAUAUAUAUUUGGCAUUUCCAUAUCCUUCAAUGAAUGAUAAGAUAAAGUCAAGAUCACAUGUCUGACGUGCCAUAAACUUUUACAAGGAGAGCAAUAUGACCGGUUGACCUCGGAUUUUUCCCGAGUUUCUCCAGUCUUUUGCGAUAUGUAAAGUGUAGCUGUGUCAGUAAAAUUAUAUGUGCCUCAGUCUCCCAGUUCUGGUCUUAAGGGGAUUGGUUCAUUAAGUACUGGCCAGACAACAUUGACAAUAUGUAAUUGCUUGAAGAUUACACUAUCCUACAGUUACUCGAGAACAGGAAGAAUAUUAUUCUGCAUCUCAGAAAUACUGAAAGUUUUCGAUGUGUUGUCUUGCUACAUCCUGAAUGGUUGAAGAUUCAGUGCCCGGCAAACAUUUACAGAAGGUUGAGUAAUGCUCUCAAUCUUUGAUUCAAGCUCUCCCCAGGAAGCUUUAUCAUGAUUAUGGUCUUAAUACUGUAAAAACCUGUUGGAAUCUCAGCAUGAUAGGGUUGGGCUGAGUUGAGCUGAGUUUGAGGCAACGUUUGAUUCUUUCAACUAACAAAAUGAUUUCUGAUCCUGUCUGAAGGGGGCUUUUAUUUCUUUAUCUUGUCCAUCUUUGUCCAAUGAUUUUUUCUGUUCAGGCGUACGGUUGGUGAUCUGUACUCCCUGAUAUGUAUGAUAAUGAGAAGGUGCGUCUUUAUAUCGGCAUUGUUCUUCUAUUGAUACAUUAUUUCUGUGUUACUUUUGCCUCAGUUGCUGUCAAACCUCUUGUGUAGAACUCAUGUUGCAUAAUAUGUAUUCAGACAACCAUAGAUAAAAUUUUAUUAAGCAAUGGGAAGAGAAGAGAUUCUCUUCAGCAAUACAAUUCGGUGUAUGUAUCAGCCCUCGAGGGGCUAACCAAAAAUUGUACAAAAUCAACAACUCUUGUGAAAAGGUUCAAAACUCAAACUAACUAUAAACAUAAACAUAUCUGUUGGUGUGCAAGUGUGCAAUCUUAGUAGGUCGACCAGGUGGAGCCAUAUGAAGCAGCAAAGAGCAGGACGAAGAAGAGUGGACCAGAGAGCCUUAUGGAUGUUCCUUCUGACGAGCCGUCUCCUUCUGUUGAUGGCGCCAGGAAGGGCCAUGGCCUGGGUCUGAUUAAUGGUGAUGCCGAGGGAGGAGGCGCCCCCAUUGAGGACCUGGCAGGGGCACUGGGGCUGCGAUCGGACGAUGCUGUCAAGCUGUGAGCAGCAGUUGGAGGAUGGGGUGGACGAGUUUCCACUGAUGUAGUUGAGGCACGGGAACAUGCUGAUGAGCACGUUGGUACAGUCCGAGCUCGACUGUGCUGCCGCACCAGCCCAGAGGGUAGCUGCUGCCACAACCAGGACGGCAACGAGGCCAAUCUUCAUUCUCCUUCCGGCCAUUUCAGGGGGCUUAGUGCUGUAAGUUUGCUUAACUGACAAGGAAUGAAGUAUUUGGAUUCGGAGUUGUUUGUUUUCCUGCAACCGUGGAGUGUGGGGAGGAAGAGCGGGGAGUUCGGGCUCUUAAGUAGCCGAGACGGUGGAAGAAGUGACAAAAGGUCAUAUUCUAUGGGCGAUCAAACGUCUGUUGAGUUGGUUUUUGCUGGUGAGCUACCUUUGCACAUCUAUCUAUCUAAUUGACGAAUCUGUUUAAAGUGAAAGAGGAUUUGCUUUGUGGUUCAUUGGGCUGUUUCAAAAGCGGAGAAUUUUUGUGGAGCCUGCAGUGGGAACGCAAAGAAGCAAACAGCAGGGUUCAAUUGGACGUGUCCAUGUCUCUCUUCGGAGCUUUCCCUGUUGCCGUUCUUUUCCCUUUUUCUUUCUGUGGUUUAUUUCGGCGAACGAAUAAAAUUGAGUUCUUAUGGAAGGAGAUAUGGCUGGAGAAUCAGAUUCAAAUGUGUAUCUUUCAUUAUAACGAUCAUGAUGUCUUGGACUCAGUAUAGUCGAGUUCGAAUAUUUCUGGACAACCAUGAAAAGUAAAUCCUGUUUAUGUGCUUGAGGCUGGAUUGUUCCAACAGCAGCAAAUACAUUUCUAAUGAUAGAAUUAGUUGGACACUUUUCAAUAUUU
Molecule: messenger RNA, 2850 nt
Organism: Punica granatum (pomegranate)
Lineage: Eukaryota; Viridiplantae; Streptophyta; Magnoliopsida; Myrtales; Lythraceae
Source: RefSeq, a predicted model, not a curated record